GGUAGGGUUGUUUAUUUUCAAACCCUCUCUCCAGCAACGCAACUGCACACCAGGUAUAGAGCCAAGAGUGAGUCGGAUCAGUUGUCAAGCAAGUCAGGCCACAGUCCAGCUCCAGCCUCUUGCUUCCUGCAUUCAAAUAGAACAAAAUGCGACGCGGUAGGAAGAACAGAACAAGCUCAAGAAAACCUAAUGACGCUUCUGCCUCCAGCAAUUUUGUUCCUCCUUCUCAAGAACAAAUUUGCUAUGAAGGUGAAAGUCUUGCUCAGCUCAUCAAAUCCAUCCAGAGAGAAAUGGAAUCAGCUAGACUUUUGGACACAACUUUACCUCACAAAAUAUGGAUUAAGCAACAAUUUUCUGUUGGGGUUAAUGAUGUCACACGUGUACUUGAACGCAUGCCCCCAGUUGCUGUGAAGGAAAGCUCUACUGGACACCCUUUUACAAGCCAAAGUUAUCGCAGUAAAGCUCCCCCAAUUCAGCUCCAGGCCAUACUACUAGCUUCUGAUUGCAAUCCACGAUGGCUGACGAGGCAUCUGCCAAGCAUGGCCUCAUCAAGAAAGGUACCUCUGAUCUUUGUGAAGGAUAAGAAAGGGGGUUCCGUAAGAUUAGGUGAAUUGGUUAAGUUAAAAACAGCAAUUGCCAUUGGAGUUAAGGUACGGAAGUCACUACUUAGAGAAUGAGAUCUAAUCAUCAUGUUAAAGGAAAUGCCAUCAACCAGUGUAUUGAGGAGAUUCUUCAUGGCAACGAAAUAAAUUUUGGAUAAGAUUGCAUGAGCUCAACUGAGAUGCAUGGAACACACGGCCCCUAACCAUGGUUUUGACAGACAGCAGCUUAUCAAUGAAUAGGCAGGAGACAGACAUUAAUGAGAGAACCAGCAAUGGAUUCAUGCAGCUUUCAUAGUGAUGCUCAUAUAUUUUCCCUUGUACUGAAUACAACAAGCUCUCAAAUCACAUUUCACCAACUAUUGGCAUGGUUGAAUGUUGUGGGCCUUCUCAAUGUUAUAUUCACCACCUGUUGCAAAUGAAAUUAUGUUUUCACCUUUUUGUCAGAUUAUACAAUCAGAACAUUAGUUACUUGAAGCUAAUGGCAGUUUGAUGUCUGUUUUAGUGAAUUGCAAUGUUUUGUUGAACGGGCAAGUUCAAGGUAUAUUAUAGAAUGAGAUGCUACUACUACACA
Messenger RNA from Camellia sinensis, 1173 nucleotides. Its product is annotated as Ribosomal protein L7Ae/L30e/S12e/Gadd45 family protein. The record is from RefSeq and is a predicted model, not a curated record. NCBI's taxonomy places the organism in Eukaryota, Viridiplantae, Streptophyta, Magnoliopsida, Ericales, Theaceae.